AUGGCAUCAAAUCAAGGCAAAGGCACACUUUAUACAUUUCCCGGUAAUUUUCGUGCUUACAAAGCUCAAAUUGCAGCACAAUACAGUGGAGCACAAUUAACCGUUGCUGGUGAAGAUAAAUUCAAAAUGAAUGAUACCAACCACUCAGGAGAUUAUCUUAAAAAAUUUCCAACAGGAAAAGUACCCGCUUUCGAGAAUGAUGCUGGUGUUCAUUUAUUUGAAGCCAAUGCUAUUGCUCAUUUUCUUGCAAAUGAACAACUUCGUGGUAAAACACCAGUAGAACAAGCUCAAGUUCUUCAAUGGAUUGAAUAUGGUGAACGAGAAAUCAAUCCAGCAUCAGCUACAUUGGUCUAUCCAUGUAUGGGUAUUAUGCAAUUCAAUAAACAAAAUAAUGAACGUGCUAAAGAUGAAUUAAAACAUAUUUUACAAUUACUUAAUGAUUAUCUUCGUACACGAACAUAUCUUGUUGGUGAACGUAUUACAUUAGCUGAUGUUGCCGUUGGUUGUGAUUUAUUGUUACUCUUUCAAUGGAUCAUCGAACCAAGUUUACGUGAACCAUAUCCACAUGUAACUCGUUGGUUUUCAACAUUGAUUCAUCAAAAAGAAUUUCAAGCUGUUCUUGGUAGUGACUAUAAAUUAUGCGACAAAGCAGCACAAUUCGAUGCCAAGAAAUAUGCUGAAGUUUCUCGUCAAGAACGAACAACAAAUGUUUCACAAUCAAGUGAUGGUGGAGCUAAAACUGAUAAGAAAAAACCUAAAGAAGAAAAACCAGCCAAAGAAGCUGCAAAACCAGCUAAGAAAGAAAAAGAAGUCGAAGAUGCCGAUGAAGCUGAAGACACCUAUGAUGAACCAAAACAAAAAGAUCCAUUUGCUGAUAUGCCAAAAACCUCAUUUAAUAUGGAUGAAUUCAAACGUGUCUAUUCAAAUGAAGACACAGCUACAAAAGCUAUUCCAUAUUUCUGGAACAAUUUUGAUAAAGAAAAUCUUUCAAUUUGGUUUUGUGAAUAUAAAUUUCCAGAAGAUUUGAACCAAGUAUUUAUGACAUGUAACUUAAUCUCUGGAAUGUUUCAACGUUUGGAGAAAUUACGUAAAAACGCAUUUGCUAGCAUGUGUGUUUUUGGUGAGAACAAUAAUAAUACUAUUGCUGGCGUUUGGUUUUGGCGUGGACAAGAACUUGCCUUCGAACUUCAAUCCGAUUGGAAAGUUGAUUAUGAAUCUUAUAACUGGAAGAAAUUAUCAGUUGAUGAUGAAAAAACUAAACAAUUAGUUAAUAAUUUUUUUCUUUGGGAAGGUGACCAUAAUGGUAAAAAAUUCAACCAAGGAAAAAUCUUCAAAUAA
Adineta steineri is the source of this 1338-nucleotide messenger RNA. The record is from the annotation of a GenBank genome assembly. Lineage: Eukaryota; Metazoa; Rotifera; Eurotatoria; Adinetida; Adinetidae.